This is a messenger RNA of Onthophagus taurus, 786 nucleotides long. RefSeq names its product coiled-coil domain-containing protein 28A. The record is from RefSeq and is a predicted model, not a curated record. NCBI's taxonomy places the organism in Eukaryota, Metazoa, Arthropoda, Insecta, Coleoptera, Scarabaeidae.
UCUGCAUUGUUUAUCAAAUGUCAACAUUUUUUUUAGGUUAUCUUACUUUUAAAGCCCACCCAUUUAAUUAAAUAAAUAUAGAAAUAAUGGAAUCGAGGGGUGAAUCGGAAACGCAACAAUUAGUUUUAAGCGAUGUGGAUGGUGAAAACGACGAUAGUUUAGCCCAAGAUGAUACGGUACCCGAAUCGAAGAUAAUAUCUCCUGUUCGAAGUAAUAUUAUUUCUUCUUCAGGAAAUACUACAAGUCAGAGUUCUGUUUCUAGGGGCCACCAUGGAAAUAUAAUCCAUGGUAAUCGUGGAAAUUCUAAAUUAUUAUUCAUUAAUGAAAAACAAAAAGCUAAAGAUUAUAAUAAAAAUUCUUCAACGGCUAGACCAAGAAAUCCACAUAAAGAACCAAUUAGCACAAAUGUUCGACACCAUUGCUUUUUGUCUGAAGUGCCCGAUGUACGCCACAUGGAAAAAUCUCUUUUGGGGUUAUUGGAAGAUUUCCAUUCGGGUAAAUUAAGAGCUUUCGGAAGUGGAUGUACCAUGGAACAAAUGACCAAUAUCAGAGAACAACAGGAAAAACUUGCCAAACUACACUUUGAUUUAGGUUCAGUAAAUGAACCUUCACUAACUGACGAAAAUAUCAGAAAAUCACAGCACACAAUGAGCCAAUUAAUUCAAAGACUAGAACAAUUAAGCGUUUCAAUUGAAGGUUUGCAUACGGAUAAUGAUAAGAAAUAAAAUAGCCUUUUUUUUGAUGUAAAUGAAAUGUGUAUAUAUUUUCUGUUUUUGUUACAAAAAU